Molecule: messenger RNA, 1245 nt
Organism: Pisolithus orientalis
Lineage: Eukaryota; Fungi; Basidiomycota; Agaricomycetes; Boletales; Pisolithaceae
Exons: 6
Coding region: 122-1084 (320 amino acids)
Source: RefSeq, a predicted model, not a curated record
GCGACGCCGUCAAAACGGUCCGCAAUGACCUUUUCCUGUAUUCAAUCUACCUCCACGGGCUAGCACUCCAGCAAGGAGACCUGUAGUACAACCGGUGUUGUACUGCAUUGACUCUUGAACGAUGUCUUCGGGCCCCGACACCCCAAACACCGAUCUCUGGCUCGAACGGUCGCGCCUCGAUGGCAUGAUAUUGGGUGCAGUUUCAUAUGGGGUCUUGCUUUUACUGACCUACCAAGCUGCGGUGGCCAUCCUCUCCCGACGUAGAAGCGGAAACUGCACGGUGUAUCGCCCGUGGCUCCUCGCUUACGUCCUUGUCACCUUCAUCUUGGCUACGAUAGGCUUCUCAGCCAACGUCAAAUAUACCGAGAUGAUAUGGAUCGAUUUGCGAGACGCCCCAGGUGGACCUGUGGCUUUGAUUCAGGAUGAGUUGAGUUAUUGGAUAAACGUUAUGGCGUUGACUUGCUACUAUGUCAUGGAAUGGUUCAUGCAAGCCCAUCUGCUUCAUCGGUGUAUCGUAGUUUGGAAUGGGAAUCAAUUCAUCGCAAUGUUUAUGACCGCCUUUUGGCUGACGAUGAUCGCACUUUCGAUCAUUAUCUUAGCGGGGGCCAGUGGAACGGUGUUCUACAACGACAACAUCCAACUAGCCUACCUUUGCGUUACAGUUGGCAUGACGGUCACGUACACUCUUCUCGUAUCAUGGCGACUUCUCAAAUUCCGACGAGGAGUGGAGGGGCUGAUAGCAAGCGAGCACCUACGCACAUACAAUGCGGCCGUAACCAUGGUUGUCGAAUCUGCCGCUGUGUAUUCCAUCUUAGGCGUCCUCUUUAUCAUUUCUUUUGCUCUUCACUCCAAUAUAUCUAACCUUGUAUUUCUGUCUAUCAGCCACGUUCAGGCCAUUGCCCAGCUCAUUAUCAUCAUCCGUGUUGUUCAAGGUCGGGCCGUGGGCACGCAUACUCCCCGCACGAACUCUAUUGCUUUCGCCACUUACACAGCUCAAGACCGUACCGUGCCCUCUCAGAAAUCACGUGGCACGGAAUCCGCCGAAUCUGGCUUGUGGACACAAGGAAAAAGUAGUAUCCCCUAGGCAGACCAAAGACUCGGCAGAGGACAAUGGUUCCCUUGGGACUUAAGGGGGUCAGACGUUGAAAUUCUGCUACGUUUGCUUGUAGCCAUACAUCCUCUGUUCCACGACACACAGGCUACGUGCCCUACUAACAUACGUUUAUACCUGCAACGGUUUUCGAG